AUGGCAGUCAAAAGCCUUGUCGGUGCAGCUCAUGCAACCAACACCUUUCCUCCUAGCCCUCCCCGGACAGUCGGUAACUCCCAUGCCGGCAGCGACGAUGAGAUAGAAGACGCAGACUAUACACCGCCAACUCCUCCAGCAGAGAGACUUGGUCAACUAUUGAAGCCAUAUACUCUCCCGCCACAGAAUACUCCGACGCAAGUCCUGCCAGAGGACUUGAAAACCCCGGACAACCGCGUCAACCGCGAUACACGGCUAAUACGACUAACUGGUGUCCAUCCCUUCAAUGUCGAACCACCCUUGACCGACUUAUACGACGAGGGCUUUCUGACCAGUGAAAAUCUCCAUUACGUGCGCAACCAUGGCGCAGUACCGCACUGCCCCGAUGAUGAGUCCCUGGACUGGACUUUCACUGUCGAUGGACUUGUGGAAAAGCCUUUCACGAUAACAGUCCGCGAUCUUAUCCAGACAUACGAGCAGUUAACAUAUCCAGUUACUCUUGUGUGUGCUGGUAAUCGUCGAAAAGAACAAAAUGUGGUUCGCAAGUCCAAGGGCUUCUCCUGGGGAGCAGCCGGUCUUUCAACAGCUCUAUGGACUGGUGUCCCUAUCGGAGCGCUCCUGCGGAUGGCGAAGACUAAGAGAAAUGCCAGAUAUGUAUGCUUUGAAGGAGCGGAUAAACUGCCCAACGGCUACUAUGGCACGUCUGUCAAGCUUAACUGGUGCAUGGAUGAGAACCGAGGCAUCAUGGUAGCCCACAAGAUGAACGGCCAAGCCUUGCAUCCAGACCACGGCAAGCCUGUACGUAUUAUAAUACCCGGGCAGAUUGGUGGCCGCAGCGUCAAGUGGCUCAAAAAGAUCACCAUUACAUCAGAGCCCAGCGACAAUUGGUACCACGUUUACGAUAACAGAGUGCUUCCCACCACAAUAUCGCCAGACGCGAGCGCAAAUCUGCCGGACGUUUGGAAAGACGAAAAGUACGCCAUCUACGACCUGAAUGUGAACAGCGCUAUUUGUUAUCCUCGACAUGACGAAAAACUCGCCCUGAAGACGGCUCCAGAGACGUACAAGGUUCGCGGAUAUGCCUACGGCGGCGGCGGGAAGCGCAUCACACGCGUUGAGGUCACGCUGAACAAGGGCAAGUCCUGGCAGCUCGCGGACAUCCACUACCCCGAGGACGACUACCGGGGCGCCCCGGACGGCGACACGCUGUACGGGGGCAGCACCGACAUGUGGUGGCGCGAGGCGUGCUUCUGCUGGUGCUUCUGGGAGGCGGACGUGGCCGUGGCCGACCUCGCCGCCGCCGACGACGUCAUGAUCCGCGCCAUGGACGAGGGCAUGAUGGUCCAGCCGCGGGACAUGUACUGGAGCGUGCUCGGCAUGAUGAACAACCCGUGGUUCCGCGUCGUCAUCCAUCGAGACGAGGUGGACGGCACCCUCCGCUUCGAGCACCCAACGCAGCCGGCGCUGAUGCCCGGCGGAUGGAUGGAGCGCGUCAAGGCCGGCGGCGGCGACCUCACCAACGGCUUCUGGGGCGAGCGCAAGUCCGGCGAGGAGGCGCCGGUCGCCGCGGAGCCGGAGAAGGAGAUUUGCAUGACGAAUCCCAAGGUAGAUCGCGUCAUCUCCUUGGAGGAGCUCAAGGCGCACGAGGGAGAGACCGAGCCGUGGUUCGUCGUCAACGGGCACGUGUACGAUGGCACGCCGUACCUGAACGACCACCCCGGCGGCGCGACGUCCAUCAUCAACGCCGCCGCCCAAGACGCAACCGAAGAAUUCAUGACUAUCCAUAGCGAAAACGCCAAGGCCAUGAUGCCGCAAUACCACAUCGGCAUCCUCGACGACGCCGCCCGCAAGGCCCUCCAAGGCGGCGCCGACGAGGAAAUGGCCAGCGACCCGACGCGCGCAGUGUUCCUGCAGCCCAAGACGUGGAGCAAAGCCGUUCUUGAGGCCAAGACGACCGUCUCCUCCGACAGCAAGAUCUUCUCCUUCCGCCUCGACCACGCUGACCAGUCCAUCGGCCUGCCCACCGGCCAGCACCUGCUCAUGCGGCUGCGCGACGCCGCCCGCGCCGGCGAGGCCGUCAUCCGCGCCUACACCCCGCUGUCCGAGACGCACGCCCGCGGCCGCCUCGACGUGCUCGUCAAGAUCUACCCGGACGGCCGGAUGACCCGCGCCCUCGACGCGGUGCCCCUCGGCGACACGGUCGGCUUCAAGGGCCCCGUCGGCAAGUUCACCUACCUCGGGGGCGGCCGGUGCGAGGUGGCGGGAGCGCCGCGCCGCGUGCGCAGGUUCGUCAUGGUAUGCGCGGGCUCGGGCGUCACGCCGAUCUUUCAGGUGCUGCGCGCCGUCACCGCGACCGACGACGACGAGACGGCGUGUCUGGUGCUGGACGGCAACCGCGGCGAGGAGGACAUACUCUGCCGCGUGGAGCUCGACGACAUGGUGAAGCGCGCGCCGGAGCGGACAACGCUCCUGCACACGCUCUCACGGCCGGCGGACUCGUGGCAGGGGCUGAGGGGCCGCAUGGACGAGACGUUCCUCAAGGAGCACAUAGGCGCGUUUAGAAGAGCGGAUGGCGAGGAGAUGGUGCUGGUGUGCGGGCCGCCGGCGCUGGAGGAGACGGUGCGCAAGGUACUGGGUGAGAUGGCGUGGAAGCCAGAAGAUAUGCUUUUCUUUUAG
Molecule: messenger RNA, 2676 nt
Organism: Cordyceps fumosorosea ARSEF 2679
Lineage: Eukaryota; Fungi; Ascomycota; Sordariomycetes; Hypocreales; Cordycipitaceae
Product: nitrate reductase
Exons: 2
Coding region: 1-2676 (891 amino acids)
Biological process (GO): nitrate assimilation; nitric oxide biosynthetic process
Molecular function (GO): molybdopterin cofactor binding; heme binding; nitrate reductase (NADPH) activity
Source: RefSeq, a predicted model, not a curated record